CAUCUCAGUUCCAAGGUUCUGACUUUUUAUGUAAAAGAAAAAAAUAGUAGCUACAUAAGUGAGUAAUAGUAGCUAUAGGCUAGUAAUACAGCUGGGAAGUAUUAUAGUUUAUAUUCUCAAGGAAAUAUUUGAGUUCCCACGUCUCAUCUUUGCUCCCCAAGUCUGUAAAUUUCAAGAUUCAAGCAUUAUAGUUUAUGUUCAUUCACUUCCUAUCUUCUUCUUCAUUUUGCUGCCUAAGUCUGUAAAGCUCAUCUCUUUUUAUAUUCUUAUUCUUUUUAUUUUUACCACUUAGAGCUAUGCAAACAGCAAGAGCAAGAGGCGGAUUUGCACAAAAUUGGGGCGGAUUUGCGCAUAAUCUUUUCUCAUCUUCCUCCUCAACACAUCCCAGAUGGGUUCUGUCUUUUUUAUUUUUAUUUAUUUAUUUAUUUUUUGCUCUUGACUGCAGUUUAGAAAUAUUUGAGAGAAAGGAUUGUUUGUAUUUGGAGGGAAAAUGGGUUAGGGAUGGGCCGAAAAUUAUAUUUGGAGGGAAAUUUUUUUAUUUUAUUUUAUUUUUGCUUUUGACUGCAGUUUAGAGAUGUUUGAGAGAAAGGAUUGUUUGAAUUUGGAGGGAAAAUGGGUCAGGGAAAAUGGGAAUGAAAAAAACACCUAAUAUAACGGAUUUUGUAGUCCCAUGAUGAGCAUGAUCCCAUGUCUUUCUCCGUCAUUACUGCCAAUUAUAUAUCACUCAUCAUCUCUCUCGUUCUUUCUCACAUACCCGCUAAACCUGCAGAUUCACUGCCGCUGUUCAGGUAUUUUUUUUCCUUUACUUCUGGUUAAUUUUGUUCUUAGUGUUCUCAAGUUCUCAACUUAUUAUAAUAGGAAAAUUGUUAAAAAGUGGCAUAAAUUUUAUUACUUAUUAGUUGGCCUGAGAAUAGCUUUUUAAUCGACAUCACUUGAUCAACAAUAUAAUAUAAUAUCCAAAUUCUAAAAUUUACUUUUUAUUCUUACCUUAAUUUAUUUUGAUUUUCUCCAAUUAUAGUUGUUUUCAUGAGUCGUCAUGGUCAAAACUGAUUGGUUCAAAAUUGAUCCUUCGGUGGGUUGGGGAUAGUUCAAUAUUUAUAGUCAACUACACGUAGAAAAUAGAUUUAUUUAAAUGUGGACAUUUGGGAUCUUUUUUCUUUUUUUCUUUUUCCUUCAAAUGGGUUUCUAAAGUAAUCUUUUGUUUAUGGUGAUAAAUGAUGAUACCAAAAAUGUUAAUUGUUUGAACUUUUAUUUAGUUGGCUCAAUAAUUAAAGAAAAAUUGUGUCUAGUUCCUUUUCAUGGGGAUGGAAGAAGUUCACUGGUAAAAGUUCUUUGGUCACUAACAAUCUUCUCUCGACAGAUAUGGAAAGCAUUUUGUUUUUUGGUUUUUGUUUAUAUUAUAACUGAAAAAAAAGAGUAGAAGGAAAUGAUUAGAGUGACUUUUUUUUAUCUAGAUGUUGUCAUUGUAGUAUCCUACUAGCUUUGUGAAUUCUAAUCCUUACUUCACCUAAGAUUUUCUUUUGGGAAAUUAAGUUCCAUCACCUAAGAAAGAACCAGAGACUCUUUUGUUUGGAUGUCCAUGUUGUGUAUCCAUUUAAAUUCUUUUUCUUUAAGUCCACUAUGAAUGAUUUGUUUUUUAGAUAAGUGAUAUUUCGUUUGUGUUAAUGGUUUUUCAUUUGCUUUAAAUUCUUUUACUUUAUUUGCUUUACAAUGAUUGUUUUUCUUUGUCAAUUAUAUUAUUUGUUGGCUUCCUCUCUCUCUGUCAAUAUAUAUUAGUUUUUGGCCCCCCAAGAAGAAUGUCUCCACCUGAUGGACCAUCACAUGAGAUGAUUGUCCCUACUGCAUCUGUUAAUAUGCCCAACAAACGGAAAAGAGGUAGAAAUCUAUGCACCAAGUUUAAAAAAUUGAGGGAAAAUGGACUCGUUCCGAUAACCAUCCCUCCAGGGGCCAAAGGACCUGUGGGCGAAAAUGCUGGUGUGUUUACAAGAAAGGUGGGCUUCAUCGUUCGUGAACAUGCGAACCUUAGCUAUGAAUCUUGGUCUAAGGCCCCACAAGAACACCGACAAAUGUUGAUGAAUCGUUUGGUGGCUGAUUUCACGUUGGACUCAAAUCGCGUUGAGGAUAAGAUGUGUAUGGAGAUUUCAUUGUCAAGUUGCUAUAAUAAUGUUCGGAGUAACUAUUACAAGGAGUACUUGCCAUUUAGUAAGGAGAAAGUGAGGGCCAAUGUUCCACCAGAUUUGACACAGGACAAAUGGGAUGCUUUAUGUGAUCUAUAUGAAACAACCUCAUGGAAGAAAAAGUCCGACCGGAAUAAGGAGAACAGAGGAAAGAACAAAACUGGUCACACUUGUGGAUCCAAAUCAUUUAUUGCUUACUACGAAGAGAAAAAACAAGGUGGUAAAGAGAUUGGAAAAGUGGAUUUUUAUAAGAUGACCCGCACAAAGAAAGAUGGUUCUUUUGUGACUACUGCCAGUGAAGAUAAUUACCUAAUGAUAGAAAAAGUAGCUGAAGAAGAGAACCAAAGCACUGAGGAGGAAAUUUUUACAGAAGUGCUAGGGGCAAGGCAAGGCUUUGUAAGAGGGAUGGGGGAAUUUGUGAUUCCGACCCCAACCCCUUCUUCUCAUUUGCGAUAUGAGACAAGCAUGAAUAUGGAGUUGGAAACCUGCAAGCAAGAUUUGUCCAAUACGAUGCUAAAACUGUCCGAUGCGGAGCAAAAACAGGGUGAGUCAGAUCAAAAACUUGCUGAAACACAAAACCAAGUGGCACAGUUGCAGAGUCAGGUAGAGGAACAACGUUAGCAACUAGCUAUACUGAUGGCAAGGUUUGGUAGCUAGUCUAUAAGGUGAUUAGUUUAUUAAUAUUUGAGACUUUGUUAUUACUUGAUGAAGACUUUGUUAUUACUUUAUGAUGAACUUGUUAUUACUUUAUUAGUAUUUGAGACAAUAGAUUGGAAUUAAAAUUAUGUAUGUGACAUUGAACUUGGGAAUUUUUUUUCCUUAU
Quercus robur (English oak) is the source of this 3000-nucleotide messenger RNA. RefSeq lists its product as uncharacterized. The coding region runs from base 1797 to 2798 and encodes 333 amino acids. NCBI's taxonomy places the organism in Eukaryota, Viridiplantae, Streptophyta, Magnoliopsida, Fagales, Fagaceae. The transcript is spliced from 6 exons. The record is from RefSeq and is a predicted model, not a curated record.